This is a messenger RNA of Rhizoctonia solani, 615 nucleotides long. RefSeq names its product DDE superfamily endonuclease. The coding region runs from base 1 to 615 and encodes 204 amino acids. The transcript is spliced from 2 exons. The record is from RefSeq and is a predicted model, not a curated record. NCBI's taxonomy places the organism in Eukaryota, Fungi, Basidiomycota, Agaricomycetes, Cantharellales, Ceratobasidiaceae.
AUGAGCAAAGUUGCGCUCCAGGUUGUAUUUGCACUUGUGCCUUCAACUGUUUUGCGCUACAUCAAUUUUGCUCUAGAUAUUUUACUUGAAAUACUGAAGGAGAUUCCUGAGGCCCACUUAGCUUGGCCGACCGAAGCAAAAAUGCAGGAAAACUCGCAUUUGAUCACUAGGAAGCAUUGCGGAGCAAAGUACCUUGACGGUGCAUUUGGGUUCAUGGACGGCUUGAACCUUCCACUCCAAGCAAGCGGUGACCAUAACAAGCAAAAUGCAAACUAUAAUGGCUGGCUACAUAAACAUGUCAUUAGCAAUAUCAUAGUCUUUUUGCCUGAAGGUACAAUCAUGGUUGCUGUGAUGAACGCGCCCGGUAGUUGGCACGACUCAAACAUGGCUUGGCCAAUAUACGAUUUGCUAAGACAUAAGACGCCCAACAGCUGCUUCCUCAUUGCCAACAGCGCGUUCCCUUGUCUUGGCGUAGGAGAAGCCCAAAAGAUCAAAGUGCCGCUCAAGAUCAACGUUUGCAGAACCAGAGAGCAAGAUCAAGAGUCCCAAGAGGUUACAACGGCGCGUCAAGCUGUUGAGUGGGGAAUGCAAGCCAUUCAAGGGUGUUUUUCUUGA